This is a messenger RNA of Thalassophryne amazonica, 2848 nucleotides long. RefSeq names its product G-protein coupled estrogen receptor 1-like. NCBI's taxonomy places the organism in Eukaryota, Metazoa, Chordata, Actinopteri, Batrachoidiformes, Batrachoididae. Gene Ontology annotation, molecular function: G protein-coupled receptor activity; nuclear estrogen receptor activity. Gene Ontology annotation, cellular component: membrane. Bases 1205 to 2464 code for a protein of 419 amino acids. The transcript has 2 exons. Gene Ontology annotation, biological process: G protein-coupled receptor signaling pathway; cellular response to estradiol stimulus. The record is from RefSeq and is a predicted model, not a curated record.
CUGAGACAAAAUGUCUGGAAAACACAUGGCGACUCCCAGAAUGAAAGGAAAGAUUUCAUCUGGAAAAAUAAAAGUCACGCUGUCAAUUCAAUCCAGAUGUAAAAGAACCAACAGCGACAUUCUUUAUGUGGGAAGGGGGGCACACUACUAAAAAUUUCCACCUACUCUGAAGAGACAGCACAUUUCUUGGAAUAGCUGACCUGCACGGAUCAGCUCAGCCCGAGGAGCAAACACCCAGAGACCAGCCAGAAAUGACAACAGGAGCUGGGCUGCAAAGGAUGGUAACGACACGCGAGAGAUGACGUGCACUGAUUCACCACAGGGAUACCGCUUCCACUGACGAAAACCCAAAGCUAUAAAACUGAUGUAAAAUGUUGUUCCCGAUACAUUAAACGGCACAAGAGACAAUGUACGCCCUCAAAUGGGCAUGAACUUUUUUUAAAACAAAUGAAGAGUUCAGAUGCAAAACUCAUUGAUGAAAGUCUGUUCAUUUCCGAAUAUGUUUUCCUUUAAAUCUCCGUUUUCAACUGCAUUUUUCUCCAUUAAAAAAAAAAAAAAAACACUUACUGAGUUUUGCAUCUGAACUCUUCUAAUGCAACUAAAGAAACCGAUAACCUGAACCUCCCCAUCUUUCCGCCCUGUUUUGUGUAAAUACGCCAUCGAGUGCCAUUACCAGCAUGUUCCAAAUUCCCAUAUUUAUGUAUUUUAACAUUCUACACUAAGACGGCACCGUCACACCUCAGGUCUCAAAAAUGGACUCAUGUUACCCAAAAUGGAUAAAGUCCACAAAAGAACACAGUGUCUAUUUAAUUGGCCUCAAUAUUCCAGAAUACACUCAUAAAACAGUGAAAUAAAUUGAAAAAACCUUCUUAAAUGUUUGCCACAAACAAAGAGUUCACAUGUGUGUUUGUGUGUGCACACACCUGCAUUGUGUUGUGAGCGGCGGGAGGAACCACAACAUUUCCACGGAUUUACUGCGACACCUGCUUUUAAAGCUACCAGUCAAUGACAGCCGGGAUGCCAACAGUCAAAACCGCUGCCAGCAAACGUAGAACCAAUAAUGACAUUUACCCUCCUACCCAAGAAGAACAGAGACCACGAAGAGAAAACACAGACUCCAAAGUGGCUAAAUCCUUAAUCAAGCCAAAAACUAUGGCAGAGCAGUGGUUAGACGACACGAACGCCAGCUCACAACAAGUAUAACAUGGAAAGGACAAUGUCUGUGGACUAUGCAGUUGUCUCUGGGAGUAACUUCACUGCACAGCUGAAUGACACACUGGUGGGCAUUUCCUGGCGACUGAAGGCGGUGCUGGAGAAUUGGCAGCCGUACACCAUCAGUCUCUUCCUCUCCUGCUUCUAUGCAAUAUUCGUGUUCCCCGUCGGAUUUUUUGGGAACACUCUCAUCCUUGUGGUCAACCUGAACCACAGGAGUCGCCUGACAGCAUCAGACCUCUACUUUGUGAACCUGGCCGUGGCUGACCUCAUCCUCGUGGCUGACUCUCUGAUUGAGGUGUUCAACCUGAAGCGGGGCUACUACGACACGCUGGCACUCUGCACCUUAAUGGCGCUUUUCCAGCAGGUCAACAUGUACAGCAGCAUCUUCUUCUUGACCUGGAUGAGCUACGAUCGUUGUGUUGCGCUGACUAACUCCAUAGGUCGCAGAGUGUCGCACGCGCGCCGCAACUGCUGCCUGAUCUGGGUGUGGUCAUGUGUUCUCACCUUGCUGCCAUUUGCUGUAGCGCAAGCACAGCACGCCGGAGAACUCAACUUCUGCUUUGCCAAUAUGACCCAGAUUCGGUGGCUGGAGGUUAUAGUUGGGUUUUUGCUGCCUUUCUGCAUCCUUGGCUUGUGCUACUGGAAGAUCGCGCAGGUGCUUGUGCGCAGCCAGCGGGAACACACGGUGCAGCAGAGGCCUCGCAGGCAGAAAGCCUUGCGACUGAUCUCAGCAGCUGUGCUGGUUUUUUUCCUCUGCUGGCUGCCGGAGAACAUGUUUGUAAGUGUUCACCUUGUGAGAGGCGACGCAGAAGGCAGCACGCUGUGGGAGGACUACCCGCUGACAGGCCACGCCGUCAGGCUAGCCGCCUUCUCGAACAGCUGCCUGAACCCACUAAUCUACAGCUUCCUUGGGGAGACAUUCCGGAAGAAACUGAAACUUUUCCUGCAGCGGAAAGUCAGACGGAACAGACUCUACAAAACUGCUUCAGCAAAAUGUACCUAUUUAGCAGUUGCAAAGACGUGCAUAUCCAUGCAUCAUUUGAAGAGCCAACUCAGUCCACACCUUUGUGCCAGCGCAUUCUCCCAUAAACUAUCAUCCUCCUCCCAGAACAAUGACCACCUGCACGCUGGAAGUCACACGGUUAAUAAACUUUUGCUUUAUGAAUGUAAAAGACUCAAACCAACUGCCACACAUUACGAGAAACAUCUCAGUGGUGACAGUUAUUGGAAUUGUGAAGAGGAAGUCUGAAAAGUACAUUCAAAUUUAUAACAGGUAUAAUGCCAUCUGGAAUAUACUAUGAAACUAUUUUGACAUUUAUAGUGAUAAUAAAUCCAAAUCUACAAUUUACAUGUCAAAUCUUAAUUAGGUGACUGAAUGAGAACAUUUCUAAUCUUUAAUAGCAAAAUCUAAAAUGUAUUUUUGAAACACUGCAGGCACCUUGAUUUUACCAGGAAAAAAAUAUACACAAGAUUCUUAUUAUUUUUUCUAUGUGAAGCAACAUACGAGUAAAUUGGCAGCGGUGAUGAAAUUACAUCAUACAGUGCAUUCGGAAAGUAUUCACGGUGCCUCACUUUUUCCACAUUUUGAUAUGUUACAGGCUUAUUCCAUAAUGGAGUAUAUUCAUUUUCCCCU